Molecule: messenger RNA, 1791 nt
Organism: Helianthus annuus (common sunflower)
Lineage: Eukaryota; Viridiplantae; Streptophyta; Magnoliopsida; Asterales; Asteraceae
Product: replication protein A 70 kDa DNA-binding subunit A-like
Exons: 10
Coding region: 1-1791 (596 amino acids)
Biological process (GO): DNA replication; DNA repair; DNA recombination
Cellular component (GO): nucleus
Molecular function (GO): DNA binding
Source: RefSeq, a predicted model, not a curated record
AUGGAGAACCAUAACAUUACUAUGUUCAGAGCUGUUGAUGCCUUUCAAGAGCGGUUUUCUGUCAAGGUUAGGGUGAUCAGGGUUUGGGAACACCCUGAAAGGAGGAAUCCCAGUCAGUUAUACUCAUUUGACAUGAUUCUAAUGGACGAAGAGGGGACAAAGAUGGAGGCAACAUGCUUGAAUAGAGUUUUACCACAAUUUCGCCCGUCAUUAGUUGAAAAGAAAUGUUUGAUUAUCAGGAAUCCAACUAUAGGUUUUAAUAACUCUACGUACAGGUAUGUUGACAAUCAAAAUAGGCUAUGUUUCCAGGGGACAACCGAAGUUAUUCCAUGUGAGGAUAUUGGUGGAUCACCGUAUGGUUUUGAUUUCUUGAGUUUUGCGGACCUCUUGAACAGUAAUGGUAUUUCAAACUCUACAGUUGAUGUUAUUGGUUAUUUGGUUCGAUCAUUUCCUAAAGAGACUGUAACUAACAAAUUAACUGGAAAGCAGGCUGUUAAGGUUACUAUAGAGAUAUCUGAUCUGGAGGGUCGGACGGUAUUUCUUACUCUGUGGGAUCAAUACUGUGAUAAAGUUUUGUCGUUUUUUGAGAGUAUCAAGGGAAAAAAUAUUCAUGCAAUCAUUAUAUUGCAGUUUGGCAAGGUCAAGUGGUGGAAUGGGGUUGCGUAUGUUAACAAUUCAUACACCGUUAGUCGUCUUUUUUGCAAUCAUGAUUGUCCUGAAGUCGAUGAGUUCAGAAACCGUUUGUUUGAAAAUUCUAUUGAAGUCAGUGAAUCCACGAGCCUUGGUUCCAUGGCCAAAUCUGUUGAAGAGGAAAUCUUGCAAAGCAAAGACUUUAUGAAUAUUUGUGAUGUCUUUUCGCUUAAGACGGUAUCAUUUUUUGAUAAUUUAAAACUUUUCAGUAAAACUUUACUUUAUAUUUUUUUAUGUUGUCAUAUACAUAUGCAGGUUUGCAAGGUCAUUAUUCUGGGUAAUAUACUGGGUGUUUACAAAGAUGAAGGAUGGUUCUAUGAGGGUUGUAAUAGAUGUAACAAGAAGAUCAACAAAGUUGUUAAUCUGAGUGAGGACACCCAGGAAUCAGGUUCAGCUGUUACAAAGGAGGUUCUUACCUGUGUAUCUGAUCGUUGUGCUUUUAAAACUAUAACUUCUUCACUCAAGUUUAAGAUUCAACUUAGAGUUCAAGACCCAUCAGCUUCUGUUACACUUACUUUGUUUGAUCGUGAAGCACGGAAGUUGUUAGGAAAGUCUGUUGAUGAUAUUCUUACUGCUAACCCUGAAUUUCGUUCUGAUUCCAUGAAGAUUCCUGCUGAAGUUGACACAUUGGUUGGCCAGACUGCUGCUUUUAAAAUUGAUGUUACUGGCUACGUCUUGAAGUAUAACAUCCAUAAGUACGGUAUACUGAAGCUGACUGUGGAUCCUAACGUUAUAUCUGUUCUUCAAGAGAAGCAAUCCUCUUCACAGAUAACUUCUUCUCAAAAUAUGUCUCUCAAUGUUGAUGCUUCAGAAUUUGAAUCUCAGACAUCUGAUGGUUUCAAGAACUCUGCUUCCAAAAGAAUCGAAAACACUACUCCUGUGUCUAACAUGGCGAGCACCGUUUCACCUGUUUCAUUGGAUCUCACUGAUACUCCUGAUUCCAUGUUAGCUAAGGAUGAAGUGAAGCGAAACUUGGUUCAAGUCUACGAUGUUGAAGAAGAUUCUCACACAUCUGCAACGAAGAUCCAAAAGACUGGAGAGGUUCAGGAUUUCAACAGUGCGGAGAAGAGGAAACUCUUAAUUCCUAAAGUUGAGAAAUAG